Messenger RNA from Zalophus californianus (California sea lion), 1746 nucleotides. It is a transcript of the gene TTLL1, whose product is annotated as tubulin tyrosine ligase like 1. Lineage: Eukaryota; Metazoa; Chordata; Mammalia; Carnivora; Otariidae. Gene Ontology annotation, biological process: protein polyglutamylation; microtubule cytoskeleton organization. Gene Ontology annotation, cellular component: cilium. The transcript is spliced from 13 exons. The record is from RefSeq and is a predicted model, not a curated record. Gene Ontology annotation, molecular function: tubulin binding; tubulin-glutamic acid ligase activity. Bases 337 to 1575 code for a protein of 412 amino acids.
GGCGGGUCGGUCCGCGGGGCUGCGGGUGGCGUCCUCCUGCAGGCGCCGGAGUGGGGGCUGGAGGCGGGGCCGGGGCGCGGCGCGGGGCCGCCUGCUCCGCGCUGCUCGGCGCAGCUUGGCGCUCUGCGCGCACAGGAGGAAGUAACAGGAGAACAAUCUGACAUCAGGUACGAACCCGAAGCAGGAGUCCCUGAAGCUGAAGCGAAAUUGGCUGUGCCUGUUGGCUCCAGAAGUACCUAUGGAUUAUGGCAGGAAAAGUGAAAUGGGUCACUGAUAUCGAGAAGUCAGUGCUGAUAAAUAACUUUGAAAAGAGAGGAUGGAUCCAAGUGACGGAAAAUGAAGAUUGGAACUUCUACUGAGUCUGGAGGAGGUUCUUUCAUUGGCUUGUUAUCCACAAUCAAUGGUACCCUUAAUCGGAUGAGUGUGCAAACCAUCCGAAACGUUUUUAGUGUCGAAACUGGCUAUCGGCUCUCAGACGAUCAAAUAGUCAACCAUUUUCCAAACCACUACGAACUGACCCGGAAGGACCUGAUGGUGAAGAAUAUUAAAAGAUACAGGAAGGAGCUGGAGAAGGAAGGGAGUCCUCUAGCAGAAAAAGACGAAAAUGGGAAAUACCUCUAUCUGGACUUUGUUCCGGUCACCUACAUGCUGCCCGCUGACUACAACCUGUUCGUGGAGGAGUUCAGGAAGAGCCCCUCCAGCACCUGGAUCAUGAAACCUUGUGGCAAAGCCCAGGGGAAGGGCAUCUUUCUGAUCAACAAGCUCUCACAGAUCAAAAAGUGGUCCCGGGACAGCAAGACUUCUUCGUUUGUGACGCAGUCUACUAAGGAAGCCUACGUGAUCUCUCUCUACAUUAACAACCCACUGCUCAUUGGCGGGAGGAAGUUUGACCUGCGCUUGUAUGUUCUGGUGUCUACGUACCGCCCGCUGCGCUGUUACAUGUAUAAGCUCGGAUUUUGCCGCUUCUGCACCGUGAAGUACAGCCCGAGCACCAGUGAGCUGGACAACAUGUUCGUUCACCUUACCAACGUCGCUAUUCAGAAACAUGGGGAAGACUACAACCACAUCCACGGGGGCAAGUGGACCGUGAGCAACCUGCGGCUCUACCUGGAGAGCACCCGAGGCAAGGAGGUGACUGGCAAGCUGUUCGACGAGAUCCACUGGAUCAUCGUGCAGUCGCUGAAGGCCGUGGCGCCGGUGAUGAACAAUGACAAACACUGCUUCGAGUGCUAUGGGUAUGACAUCAUCAUCGACGACAAGCUGAAGCCCUGGCUGAUUGAGGUGAAUGCGUCCCCGUCUCUCACCUCCAGCACUGCCAACGACCGAAUCCUUAAGUAUAACCUGAUCAACGACACCCUCAAUAUUGCGGUCCCUAAUGGCGAGAUUCCAGACUGUAAAUGGAACAAGUCACCCCCGAAGGAAGUCCUCGGCAAUUACGAAAUUCUCUAUGAUGAAGAGCUGGCGCAGGGUGAUGGGGCUGACCGAGAGCUGAGGAGUCGCCAGGGCCAAUCACUGGGGCCCAAAGGGGGCCGAUCGCGAGACUUGGGGAGAACCGUCCUCACAACCUGGAAGUGAGCACCCGUAGACGCAAAAGACUGCAGCCUGGACCCUGCCAGAUACUCACUGCACCUGGGCCUAUUUUGAAAUUUCCUUUUUUUAGAGCUUUCUCCCCCUUUCCUAAGCCCUGUAAAUAAAUAAAGGCAUUUCUUUGGAAGGUGAAGGAGUCUCUUAAGAGGGAAAGAUGCC